This is a messenger RNA of Aspergillus mulundensis, 990 nucleotides long. Its product is annotated as alpha/beta hydrolase. Bases 1 to 990 code for a protein of 329 amino acids. The transcript is spliced from 2 exons. Gene Ontology annotation, molecular function: hydrolase activity. Lineage: Eukaryota; Fungi; Ascomycota; Eurotiomycetes; Eurotiales; Aspergillaceae. The record is from RefSeq and is a predicted model, not a curated record.
AUGGCCGACCUGACUAAAAUCCAAGGAUUCGACCUCAUCCAAGAAACCUACAAGUACGUCGGCGACCAUGGCAUUCGCGCCGAUAUCCUCGUCCCCCAGACAGAUUACGAGGGCAAGAGACCUACCAUUGCCCGGUUUCAUGGGGGCGGACUAGUCAUCGCCGACUCCCUGUACAUGGACUGGUUCCCAUACUGGCUCUCGGACCUCGCACUGGAGCACGAGGCCGUGAUCGUCAGCGCAAAUUACCGCCUGAUGCCCGAGGCCACGGGUCUGGACAUCUACAGCGACAUCGUCGAUUUCUGGACAUGGCUGGAGUCGUCUACAGUAUCCAACAUCCUCGCAAACCACACGACACCUACCGAACUCGACCUCGCGCACCUCCUUGUUACCGGCGAGUCAGCCGGCGGACUGCUAAGCAUCAACUCGGCGCUCCAGCUUGCGAACGGCCUUUUGUCGGGUAUUAUCCCUCGCGCUGCGAUUGGGAUGUAUCCGACCGUCGACAUGAAAUCGACUGAUUUCACGGAGCCGCGCACGGUUCCGCCGUUCGGGAUGCAUUUCAAUGAGUCGGUUAUUGAUGACAUGCUUGCGACGUUGCCCGCGGGACCGGUGUCUUCGACCUCGGGCGAUUAUCUCCCGCUUAUGCUGGCAGCCAUUGAGUAUGGGUAUCUGGGGAGUUGGUAUGCGCGGGGCUUGGAGGGGACUUGUGAGCCGGAGGUGCUGUAUCCGCUCGAGCAGUUGAGGAAGGGGGUUCGGAUUCCUGAGGGGGGUAUCACUGUUAUCCAGGGGUUGGAUGAUACUGUUGUUCCACCGGACCAUUCGGAGCCGUUUGUGAAACGACUGCGUGAGGUGACGAGAGGUCAGCCUGGGCAUGGCAAGAUUCAGUUCAUCACUCAUGAGGGUGAGCAUGGGCUUGAUGGGAAUCUUCGGUAUGCGGAGGAAAAGUGGUUGCAGGAGGCGUUGAAACCUGUUGUGAAGGCAUGGCUUCACUGA